Messenger RNA from Striga asiatica, 582 nucleotides. The record is from the annotation of a GenBank genome assembly. Lineage: Eukaryota; Viridiplantae; Streptophyta; Magnoliopsida; Lamiales; Orobanchaceae.
AUGGGUCCCGGAAGAAUAAAUUUCGAUUACAAACCGAGACGAAUUUGUCUCAAGCCGGACGCAAAUAAUGCUGUAACGAGACUCUCAGGCAAAUCAAAAGCCAAGCUCAUCCCACGUAUUUCACCCAAAGCCCGUCCCUUUUUGCCCGGUUCGAGAAUAUCGGCUUUUGGUGGUCAUAGGCUUUUGGUGUACAAGUUCAUGCCGAAGGGUAGUUUGGUACGCGUGGGAGACGCGGCGUCGUUUCGAACCCUAGGCGGCUUAAUGUCGUAUUUGAACGAGCUGCUGGGAGCUCUGUACGAGCUGAACCGGAUCGAGUUGGACGUGGAGAGGGUCGCCUGGAUCGGUCGGAAUUACAAGAAAGCCCUUGGUGUCUCGAAGUCGAUCUUUGCUCGGCUGCUCACUGUUUUUUGUCAAUCCGGGCCAUUGCGCAAAGCUGUGGAAGUUUUGCAGCAAGAAGUUUUGGAGGGUGGUUUGCUGAAAUAUUGUCUUGAGUUGGGUUCUAAUGAUCUCAAGGGCUUGAUACAAGUUGUUAAGGACAUUGCCUUCCAAUAUUCCUCAUGUUCUUCCAAAACCGACUUGUGA